This is a messenger RNA of Schistosoma guineensis, 732 nucleotides long. NCBI's taxonomy places the organism in Eukaryota, Metazoa, Platyhelminthes, Trematoda, Strigeidida, Schistosomatidae. The record is from the annotation of a GenBank genome assembly.
GUUUUUACCUUGAAGCAUCGGUGACCCAUUGCUACUAGAUAAGGAGGCUCGUUAAGCGAAAAGGUACUCAUUGUUUAUUUGAUUUCAGGAUUGUGCAUAAUAUAUUAAAGCGCCUAUUCUAUUGUAUGCGCAACAUAAUAUAACACAAUCCAACGCAAGAUACUGCAUGGUACACCUGCCUUACGUUAAUGGGAUAUUAAACCUCAUGGGUCGCAGUACAACUGGUCAAUCUAGUCCUGUGAUUGAAGUUAAACCGUCAUUUUGUUGGGAUUCAAUGUUGGUACGACUAGCUGGAUUCUCUGGGGCAUUGGCUGUUAUUGCGAGCGCUUAUGGUGCUCAUGGCUUCAAAGAUGAACAAGAUAAACAAAGACAAAUUUUCAAAACUGGGGCUUAUUAUCAUUUGGUUCAUUCGGUGGCUUUGCUAACCACGCCUUUAUUCAGACGUCCUGUUUUGUCUGCUACUCUUUUCGCCACUGGAACUCUACUAUUCUCUGGUUCAUGCUAUUAUGUGGCUCUAACUGGAGAUGAUCGAUUUUCUAGAAUAGCACCUAUUGGUGGCAUGACCCUUGUGUUCGCCUGGCUUUCUUUGGUUUUCUAACAAUUGCGCCAACUAUUUUGAGAACUGUUUAUUACUAAUCGUUCAUUUUUCUACAAAUUAAUCGGUAUACCAUAAACAUGUCAUUUUAUUUUUAUUCUCAGCAUACUAGUUAAUAAAUAGUUUAUAAUUGGAGU